This is a messenger RNA of Daldinia loculata, 2925 nucleotides long. RefSeq lists its product as uncharacterized. The transcript has a single exon. Gene Ontology annotation, molecular function: S-adenosylmethionine-dependent methyltransferase activity. The record is from RefSeq and is a predicted model, not a curated record. Bases 1 to 2925 code for a protein of 974 amino acids. Lineage: Eukaryota; Fungi; Ascomycota; Sordariomycetes; Xylariales; Hypoxylaceae.
AUGGAGGAGGAUUCGGAAGGGUCACAGAAGAGGACGUCGAGGGGUCGGAGUAAAAAUCAAGCCAGUUCGUCCAACGAGAAAAUAGUACAAUGGCUAUCACCGCGAAGUGACCAUUUUCCGACUCCUCGAGGCUUUCAUUUCUUGUCGGCCCCGAUACUGCCUGAAUCUCCGUCGGCUACAUCCGCUGAGGAGAGUAACUCUCCGAUAUCUUCCUCGGACCCCUGGAACCGAGCUAGCAUAAGUACUGAUGUUACAGAGUUUGACGAUAUCUACGAAGUCUCUGACGAAGAAGAUACUCGACGAGCUUCGAGAAUGUCAUCGGUGAAGCGCCGGAACAGCUCUCGUAACACAAUGCUGAAGCGAUCCUCGGUUCUCUCGUCAGUCUCGCACCGGGCUCUUCCGCCCUUGGUGAUCCCGGCGCAGCAGGACGAAGAUGUUAAGAACUUAUCAGGUAAGCUGGAGUUCAAGAGGUUCCUGUCACCAAUCCCUCCGACGCCACCACCCAAGGUCGAGAUGUCGCCGGCCGUGAUGUCCUACCUGCAAGCUCAGCAAUCUCAGGAGGUGCCAACCAUCUCUGCACCACCGUCUCUCGAUGGCAGUCUAAGUUCAGACCAAUUGGCUGCCCUCUCCGCUCCGCCUACGCCAGUAAUUGGAGAAGACGACAUCAAUAGCGCAGAUUGGUCUGGUGUUCAAUUACAGCCCGCUGCCUUGGCUACCCUGCAAGCGCUGUCUGGGAGCGAAGACGGUGAGUGCGAGUACCGCUUAGAGCAGGUCAUCGAGGUCACUGAGAGGAGGCCGGAAAUGUCACAGCAGACGCCACGCCUACUCACUACUAUGUCUCGGCCAGCUCUACACCUCUCGACUCGACAGCAGCAAUCUCUUAAUGGGUUGACGAGGCUCGAUAUUCCCUCGCCAGGAGGCUUUUUCUCUGGCCUUUCUCCCCACACAAGGCACACUUGGCAUUUGCCCUCCAUGACACCUGAUGACAUUGCUCCUCCCACCUCGACUACUGCGGAGCAGUUCUACAGAGUGCCAUGGAAUGAGCCUGCUCCUCGUGUUCCAACUCUGCUUACUGCCACUGUUCUACCUCCCCCGCCUCCACGUCCCGAGAGGUUUGCAGUUGGACCCCUUCCGUCGGUGCCUGUGGAACAGAUUGUAGAAAUUAGGGGUACCAUGUCAGAUGGUAUUCCAACUGCAAGACCAGUUAUCUUGGAGCACGUUGUCGAGGCAAGGACUGACCUUGCCGAAGACGUCCUUACAGCGCGACGCGUUGAGCAAAGAGACCCUUCAUCUCCUCUUGCCGCUCAUAUCGAGCCCUCCAGCCCUAAUGAGGAUGUUACCGCUACGGAGAUCGUUGCAACCUACGAUCCUGCAUAUGCUAAGAAACAGCAAGAAGCUGCUUUGUCCAACCUGGACCGGACCGAAUUAUGGCUCAUGGCCCAGAAAGCUUACCUCAAGGGUAUUCUCCCGGAGGAAGAGUUCAAGCCGGAGGCUGAGGCGGUAGCGGAGGCGGAACCUGCCCAUGUUGAGGAGUCCAAGAAGGAAGCCGAAUCUGAAGGGGCAUCCCCGUCACAGAAGAAAAAGACUGUCCGCUUCUCCGAGAUUGUCGUCAAGACUAACAUUCCAAAACCCCUACCGCCUAAGAUCGCUCGCCAGGAGUCGGCCUACUAUCGGGCUUUCCAGGAUUACAUCAUCCGCUCCCGCAGUCAGGAUCCUUUUGUUCACCGUCUCCCACGCUUUGAGGCUCUCCAAUCCCAGCGCAUCUCCCUACGCGAGGUUCACCGCAACCAACUCCUCGGCAAGUACCAAUUAUCCGUAGUGCCACACUCAGCCAAGAAGCGCAUGAGCGCCAACGUGGCCCGCGGCGACGAUAUUAUCGUCGACGACCCCGAGAAGCUCAAGAAGGACAAGGAACACGAGGCGUGGGCCCAGAUGUCCAUGGCAAACUGGCACGUCGGCGCCACCAAGGUUUUGAACGGAGGCCGUCUAUUUUCCGCGCCUAUCGCCAAGCGUCUGGCUCGUCUCUCCCGCAUCGGCGGCGCUAGGGACCGUGCUCGCAUCCUCGACCUCGGUGGCCAGGCUAGUUGCGACUGGGCCUGGCACUGCGCUAUCAUGUACCCAAAUACCAAGGUAUACACGGUGACGACUAAGGCCAUCCGCCAGCUGUCCAACUCCAACAUCCGCGGCCCGCCUAACCACCGACAAGUGGCCGUGUCUCGGCUCGCCAAGCUGCCAUUCCCCGAUGCGCACUUCGACCUCGUGUCGGCGCGUGAGCUGCAAUCCAUCCUCAAGUUCAUCGGUGAGAACGGCGAGGACGAGUGGGACAGCUGUCUGGCCGAGUGCAUGCGCGUUCUCAAGCCCGGCGGGUACCUCGAUUUCUCCAUCCUGGACUCGGACAUCACGAACGCGGGCCCUCUAGGACUCGCCAAGAGCGUCGAGUUCGGCUUUGCCCUCAAGACCCUCGGCUACGACCCCAGCCCUACGCGCAUGUUCCUCGGCCGCCUGCACCGCGCCGGCUUCGACCAGGUGCGUCGCGCGUGGGUGUGUCUGCCGAUGGGCGCGGAUCCGGCCGUCCGACGUAACAGAAAAGUCGCGCGCGAUAGCAAUGGUGUCGAACGCCCCCUCGAGCUAGAGGCUAUGGUCUCGGGCAGCACGGAGGCGGCGGCCCCCACCGCGGGACUAGCGGGUAGUUGGGCGUGGGAGCGCUGGCUGCUGCGCUGCGAGAUGGAGAAGGUGGCGUCCGAAGGCCGCCUGGGCUUCCUUGAGACAGAAGCACCGGAAAUGCGCGAGGCGGGAAAGUGCCUCGAUGGUGUGUAUGAGGUUGUUGAGGAGGGGCGUACGUGUGGUGCGGGCUUUAGGAUGUUGAAUGGGUAUGCUAGGAAGCCAGUUUCUCCUGCUGCUGCCAAUAGGAGGGCUGGUUACUAG